This is a messenger RNA of Lachancea lanzarotensis, 1722 nucleotides long. Its product is annotated as LALA0S06e04874g1_1. The coding region runs from base 1 to 1722 and encodes 573 amino acids. The transcript has a single exon. The record is from RefSeq and is a predicted model, not a curated record. NCBI's taxonomy places the organism in Eukaryota, Fungi, Ascomycota, Saccharomycetes, Saccharomycetales, Saccharomycetaceae.
AUGGGAUUCAAUGAAGCAAAAUCGGCAUUUGUGCCAGAAGAUGCCACCAAGUUCGAAUCGUUUGAACCGGCGAUCCAAGCCUACAAUCAAGAUGUAGUCAACCAAAUGGAAAAAUUCGACCCGGAGUUUUACGCUAAAUGCGUAGCUGAAAUCCCAACAGCCGAAAUCCUGGACUCCCAGCCCAUCAAUGCAAUUAGCUUCUUGUCCCUUUUGUCUCCGCAAGAACAAACCAUCGUUGCAGAGUUCACCAUCGAAGAUCUCACCCAAAAACAGCUUUCUGGUGAGCUCACGGCCGUUGCCAUCGCUAAGGCCUUCAUCAAAGCUUCGAUCGUCGCCCAGCUGACUACCAACUGUGUGAUGCAGUUCAUGAUCCCAGAAGCCCUCCAACGCGCCCAGGAACUUGACGAUUACUUGCAGGCAAACCACAAGCUUGUCGGGCCAUUCCACGGUGUGGUUGUGUCCCUCAAGGAACACAUGAACGUCAAGGACAAAAUCACUUGUGCAUCUUAUGUUGCGUAUCUCACUAACAUCCCAACGAAUGAAGCCGUCUCCAUCACAAUCUUGUACAAAAUGGGUGCCGUUUUCCACGCACGUACCGCUCAACCGCAGGGAAUUAUGCAUCUGGACACUUGGAACAAUAUCUCAGGAAGAACCAGAAAUCCACGGUCCACCCGUUUGUCUCCAGGCGGUUCUUCCGGUGGUGAAUCUGCCAUGGUUGCCAUGCGUGGUUCUGUUAUCGGUGUUGGUAGCGAUAUCGGUGGUAGCAUUCGUGCACCAGCUGCUUUCACUGACAUUUUUGGUAUCAGACCAACCACCAGACGUAUCUCGUUGAUGAACGGGCUCUCCUCUGGUAAAGGUCAGGAAUCGAUUGUCGCGGUCCAGGGACCUCUUGCAAGAUCUAUUGACGAACUAGAUACCUACAUGCGUGUUUACAUCAACGAGGGAAAACCAUGGUUGUACGAUCCGCUUUGUGUACCUCUUCAAUGGCGUGAACCAAAGCUUCCUAAAAAGAUCAGAAUCGGAGUCUUGUACGACGAUAACUUGGUCACUCCGUUCCCUGCCAUUACCAGGGGUAUGAAAUCCACCGUGGCCAAGCUUUCAGAGACUGCAGAGUUUGAGUUUGUCAAUUUGAACCCUAAAUGGUUCUCAGAAAAGGAGAUGGUGGAUAUUUAUACCACCAAUCUUCGUCUUUACACCUGUGACGGCAACAAAGUGCAGCUGGAAAUGUGGGGUCCUAGCGGUGAACCACUAUUGCCACUCACCAAGCAUUAUAUGAAGUUUGGCGGUGGUAAAGAAUUGUCUAUCUAUGACAACAAAAUGCUGAAUGCUCAAAGAGACGCGCUGAAGGUAGAAAUGCUUCAGAAAUACUUCUCGGACGUGGACUUCAUUCUAUCUCCCACAUAUAACGGGCCUGCAGAAAUGCCUGCGGAGUCGCUCUACUGGGGUUACACGUCAUUCUGGAAUCUGCUGGACUAUCCAAAUGUCGUAUUCCCAGUGAACGUUGCCCACGACGUCAAGAAAGAUGCCCAGAUCCCAGAAUUGAAGCAAAACAUGUACGAGAAAAUGGUUUGGUACAAGGAAAAUGGCGAUAUCAGAUACGAUCCAGAGAGCUAUAUCGGCGGGCCCGUGGCUCUCCAACUCACUGGUAAUCGGUUUUGCGAUGAAGAUGUUGUGGCUUUGACCAAGAAAUUUGUCACCACUCUAGGCAUCGAGAGACGUUAA